CGAUCGCCAGGUCUCCUCCUCGGCGCUCUUCGACGCCCUCCUCUUCUCCUACCGCCUCUGCGACUCCUCCCCCGCCGUGUUCGACGCCCUCUUCGCCGCCUACGCCCACGCCAACAAGUUCCGCGACGCCACCGACACCCUCCGCCGGAUGCGGGACUACGGCUUCCUCCCAAAGGUGCGAUCUUGCAACGCGUUCCUGAGCUCGCUUCUCCGCUUCGGCCGCGCUGACAUCGCCCUCUCCUUCUACCGGGAGAUGCGCCGGAGCCGGAUCUCCCCCAAUGUGUUUACUCUCAAUAUGGUCAUGUGCGCGUUCUGCGGGGCGGGGAAGUUGGAGAAGGCUUUGGAGGUGUUCGGAAAAAUGGAAUCUUUAGGGUUUAGUCCCACUGUCGCUUCUUUCAACACGUUGAUCUCCGCUCACUGUAAGAAUGGUCUCAUGAGUGGUGCUGUGAAGCUCAAGAAUUCGAUGGGCAGUAAGGGUUUAGAGCCGAAUGCGAUAACUUAUAAUACUCUGAUUAAUGGGUUCUGCAAGGAAGGAAAGAUGCACGAAGCCAAUAGGAUUUUUGCUGAGAUGAAAUCUGCGGGAUUGAGUCCAAACACGGUUACUUACAAUACUUUGAUCAGUGGUUAUAGUUCUAUUAACAGCAGUGAGAUGGCCUCGAGACUUUUUGCGGAGAUGGUGAAUAAUGGGGUGGAAGUUGAUAUCACAACAUAUAAUGCACUCAUUUUGGGGCUUUGCAAUGAAGGGAAGACGAAGAAGGCCGCUUACUUGGUGAAAGAGCUCGAUAAAGCUAAUCUUGGGCCCAAUGCGUCGACAUUUGCUGCUCUUAUUCGUGGGCAAUGCAAGAGGGAGAAUUCCGAGCGGGCACUUCAGAUUUACACAGCCAUGAAAAAGAGCGGGUUUCAUCUCAGUCGAGAUUUGUAUAUGUUGUUAAUAUCUACCUUUUGUAAGAAUAAGGAUUUUGAGGGAGCAGUGGAGGUACUGAAGGAGUUGUUGGAGAGAUGGAUGAGUCCAGAUGAAGCUUUAUUGAAAGAGCUUCUUGAGGGGCUUUCCGAAUCUGGGAAGAUCCACUUGGCGGAUAGAUUGAGGUCAGAAGUUGGGAAUGCGAGGCUCAUUCCAGAAGAUUACUUUACCAGUGUUCCUAAAAGCAAAGAAAUGGAGAUUACAUGCUAACAGAUAGAGGGAGAAGGUAUGAGGAAUGGAGAAAAUAAGUUUGCAUCCAUGGAUUACAAGGCCUGCGGGGGCUGACAAGAUUAUAAAUGUAUAAAGGUCAAUGCUUGAAGGUGGGUAUUCUAGAAUGAUGAAUUUUUAUUACAAUCUACACACUUUAAGAGUUAGCCUAGGAGGCAGGUAAGGUGAAACGGAAGAGGUCAAAGCGAUUGGCGGAGAUGACAGAGUUGAACAGAACUAGAAACCGUACGCCCUAAAGCAGUGGAAAGAGAAAAGUAACUCAUGCUGGGGAAGAAAUAACCAACAUUCUCAGAUUUCUUGUGCUCCUGACUGAAAAAAUGGAACUCUUUCUGGUAUAACUCAAUUAUCACCAAGUACAGCUAGAUGCAGCUGGAAAUAAUAUUACUUCAUGAAGAUUGUGGACACUAUCCAAAGCCUAUACAUAUGGAUCAUAAGGUGUGGCAACCAGGCACAGUUGAUGUUUCCUCCUCAAUGCCGCUCCAAAGGUCUCAUCCAUGCUUAUUAGUUCUUCAGGUCUAAUCCCAUCGCGAGCUUCCAAUUGAAAUGGGGCAAUCUAAUUUUCAUCCAAACGCAAAAUUGAUCUCAUUCCUGCUUAUUCCAAGAGUUGUACCUAUAUCAGGAAUAAUCAAAAACAGCUUAUUUUCGAAUCAAAGGAUACUUAAAAGUUUCCUUCACCACCAUUUUCAGGUAGCUCAUCUUUGCUAUUUCGUUAUCUCCUGUCUCUGUUCGCCUUUCCAUUACACCUCUUAUCUCGGUUUGGACCUUCGCCAUUACCUUCGGAUGCUUGAUCAGCUAGGUCAUUGCCGACUCCAUCGUGCUCGAGGCGCUGUCAGUCCCAGCAGCAAACAUGUCCUGAAGAGUUAACAGAGGAGAUGCGAGGAGAUGGAGUAAAAAGAGAUGAUGGUAUUGCUAUGGUUUUGAGAUCUGCUCUGCACGGUGCCGUCCGAAGGCUGUGAGACCUGGGUGUCUCGGUGAGGGUGGUGGCGAGGGCUGUGAACGAGCCGCAUUCAAGCAUGCCGGUGUCAACUCAUGUUCGAACGCCCAUGUUCGACACGUUUAAUGAACGAGCCGAAUAAGAGUUGAAGGAAUCUAGUUGCGUCAACGGCAGCUUCAAAUUUCAAUGGUCUUCAAACUUAAAAUACUGUAAUCCAACUCUGAAGUGGGGAGAGCAAAUGGGCUAAAGGCCUACGGGCCGAAUGGUGUAGACGAAUGCUGAAAUGUCAAUCAAGGCCGUGUGAAGUUCUGCAAAUGAUGUAGACGAAUGCACGAAUAUGUUGUUCGACAUUUCUCUUUUGAUUUACUCGUCGGCUUGGUAAGUAUUUUGAUUGCACGGUGAAGUCGGAGACUGGAGACACCAAAUCAUUGCAUUGUAACGGUAGUGAGUUUGUGUAUGUUGCGAAUGAACGACUUUGUUCCCGUAGAGGCAGCGUGAAAUGGCAACAAUUCGUCUUUACCAAUCUUGAAA
Ananas comosus (pineapple) is the source of this 2654-nucleotide messenger RNA. Its product is annotated as pentatricopeptide repeat-containing protein At4g26680, mitochondrial-like. Lineage: Eukaryota; Viridiplantae; Streptophyta; Magnoliopsida; Poales; Bromeliaceae. The record is from RefSeq and is a predicted model, not a curated record. The transcript has 6 exons. Gene Ontology annotation, biological process: signal transduction. Bases 149 to 1171 code for a protein of 340 amino acids. Gene Ontology annotation, molecular function: protein binding.